AUGGUUUUCGACAGUAACUUUGCAGAUAGGCUUUAUGAUGUGAUUGACUAUACAUGCGACGAAAGUAUUCCAAGUGAUCGCAUAAUAUUCAGAAACUUUGUUAAAACCUGCGAUCCAGCCAGUGAAAUAAAACCCCAAGAAACUGCAAAGAAAAACAGCGCAAAGGCGAAGAAACCCGAGGACAAAAAGAAAAAAUCCGCAAAAUUCACUCUGCAAAUGCAAGGGGAGAUUUUCUUUACCGACGUCGAUCCAGUAUUUAAACUGGAAACCCCCAUCAGCAAACUGCGGAAAACGUUCAUUAUCCCACACGUUGAAAAUUUGCUAACAAGAUUUCAAAAAAUCUACCUAAACCCCCUUAUAAUCAAAGUGAUUUCGAUCAAAAACUUUCCCGAAGAGCAUCUGAAGGACAGUGGAUUUACUGAAAUCUACUGCAAAUACUCGAUACCCAGCAUAGCAGACUGUAGAACCAUCGAAAAACCCCUGAACAAUUCCAUUCAUUUUAUGGAAUCCCAUAUAUUUCCGAUGCAAAAUUUGCCAAAAAUUAAGCUGUUGGAAUUCUUAGAGACCCGCAGGAUCGUGGUGGAAGUUUAUGGGGAGCAGCGCUACCAAAAUGAAGAGGACAAUGUGAAAGCAAGGGACGUGUUUUUGGCCUACUGCUCGUAUGAUUUGAGCUCGCUGUUGAAGAACGUUUGGGACUUUAGAGGCAAGGAGCAACUGCAUUCGGGGGAAAGUCGGAUUUUUCAUACCGGCUUGCAAGAGCUGACCGAAAGCGACUCCCUGGCUGUGGACCAAAUAAAUCUGGCAGGUUUAGUUUCGAACCUUCCGCCCAAAUCCCCAUUGAAAGAAUGGGUUUUGUUGGAGAAAAACACUGUGCUUAAUCUGGAAGCUUAUCUGCUAUCCCCCCAAUCAGCCGCCCUGGUUUUGCAUCAAGUGCCCAACACCUACAAAGGGCUGCUGCUUAUUGUGACUAAUAAGGAACUCGCAAGGGACUGGUUUAGCAACAUUUCCAUCCACAACCAGAAUAUUGAAUGCGGAGGCUUAAAACCCGAAGACAUCCUGACUGGGUUCGUUAUCGACAACGGAAAUGCAUUUGUUCUGUACGUCGAAGGGCCCGCAGUGGGAUUAAUUUUGAAUCUGUGGCAAGACUUGGAGCUGUUCACCCCCGAAGAUGGCAAAGUCUUCUUCAAUACGGACCAAACAUACGAAAACCGCCUUUACAACAUCGGCAGUAAAUGGACUGGCUUUUACGUUAUCAACAUGAAAAUUCCCUUGGAAUGUAUUUUUAAGAACCCAACAAUUUAUAUCAAAGGAAACACUCCACUACCAUGUCAGAAGGCUCUGAUCAAGCUGAAUCUCAUGUUCCUGACAGACACAAUGAAAAUCAUGUUCCAGCAGGAUUUGUUCCCCACGAUCGACGAAUUGGUGAGUUUGGACAUUGAGUAUGGAGUCCCGUACGCUUGGAACCAACUGCAAAGCUCCAAUAGCAGUGAGACGACGGAAGAAAUCGGUCUUGAGCAAAACGAAAACGACCUUCUAUGAACAGACCAGUUUCUGCAGCGGGGCUUAAAGAAUUUGACCCACAAAAACAAUUACGAAUUUAUUCAUCAAAGAUAUCUUGGUAUAAAAAACAAAGACAUAAUUUUCUCCA
Dendroctonus ponderosae (mountain pine beetle) is the source of this 1648-nucleotide messenger RNA. RefSeq lists its product as uncharacterized. The transcript has 6 exons. Bases 1 to 1539 code for a protein of 512 amino acids. The record is from RefSeq and is a predicted model, not a curated record. NCBI's taxonomy places the organism in Eukaryota, Metazoa, Arthropoda, Insecta, Coleoptera, Curculionidae.